Messenger RNA from Neomonachus schauinslandi (Hawaiian monk seal), 1720 nucleotides. It is a transcript of the gene REC8, whose product is annotated as REC8 meiotic recombination protein. NCBI's taxonomy places the organism in Eukaryota, Metazoa, Chordata, Mammalia, Carnivora, Phocidae. Gene Ontology annotation, cellular component: cohesin complex; synaptonemal complex. Gene Ontology annotation, biological process: synaptonemal complex assembly; mitotic sister chromatid cohesion; replication-born double-strand break repair via sister chromatid exchange. The transcript has 18 exons. Bases 1 to 1635 code for a protein of 544 amino acids. The record is from RefSeq and is a predicted model, not a curated record. Gene Ontology annotation, molecular function: chromatin binding; protein binding.
AUGUUCUACUAUCCCAACGUGCUUCAGCGCCACACCGGCUGCUUCGCCACCAUCUGGCUGGCAGCGACCCGCGGCAGCCGGUUGGUGAAGCGGGAGUACCUGAAGGUGAACGUGGUGAAGACCUGUGAGGAGAUCCUCGAUUACGUGCUGGUCCGAGUUCAGCCCCCGAUGCCCGGCCUGCCCCGGCCCCGCUUCUCCCUCUAUCUGUCAGCCCAGCUGCAGAUCGGCGUGAUCCGGGUCUACUCUCAACAAUGCCAGUACCUCGUAGAGGACAUCCAGCACAUCCUGGAGCGCCUGCACCGCGCCCAGCUGCAGAUCCGCAUUGAUAUGGUGGAGACUGAAGUACCCAGCCUGCUGCUCCCUAACCGCCUGGCCAUGAUGGAGACCCUGGAAGAUGCUCCAGACCCCUUUUUUGGGAUGAUGUCUGUGGAUCCCGUACUUCCCAGCCCCCUCAAUAUCCCUCAGAUUCGACAGCUCCUAGAGGCUGCAAGCCCAGAGAGAGUUCUUGAGGAGGCCCCUCCUGAAGUCCCCAUGGAGCCUAGGAAGCCUGAGAGGAUCCCGGUCACGGUGCUGCCUCCAGAGGCCAUCACCCUCAAGGAGGCGGAGCCCAUCCGCAUGCUGCCAAUCGAGGGUGAACUGGAGCUCCCAGAGGUCAGCCGCCGAGAGCUGGAGCUGCUAAUUGCUGAGGAAGAAGAAGCUAUCCUGGUGGAACUGCCCGCAGAGCCACUUCCGGUCCCGGCCCCCGAGGAGGUGAAGCCAGUAGGCUGGGAGCCUGAGGCCCUGGUUACUGAGGUGACCCCCCUGCCGGAGCUGCGCCUGCCAGCCCCGCCCAGCCCAGAGAGGCUGCGGCCCCCAGUGCCCCCCUAUCCCUGGGGUCCACCUGCUCGCCGCCGCCGCCGCCAGUUACUGUUCUGGGACAAGGAGACUCAGAUCUCCCGGGAGAAAUUCCAGGAACAACUGCAAACCAGAGCGCACUGCUGGGAGUGUCCAAAGGUGCAGCCUCCCGAGAGGACCACGAGGAGCCCCACGGAGCUAUUCCGAACCCCAACUCAACCUGGCUGGCUCCCCCCAGAACUGCUGGCCCUGUGGACCCACUGUGCCCAGCCACCCCCAGAAGCACUCAGGCGAAGGCCACCCCCAGAGCCUGAGAGGGAGGUGGCAGCUGAGGAGGAAAGGAUGGAAACUCUCAGCGAUAUCGAGGUCCUGAGAGAGGCCCGGGAGCCCAGCGGGCCCCUCGUGCUGUCUUUAGAGCUCUCUCUCGAGGCGGCCGAGGAAGAGAAGUCCCGCAUCAGCCUCCUCCCCCCAGAAGAACGGUGGGCCUGGGCUGAGGCUGAGCAGCCGGAGCUCCCUGCGCUGCCUGCGGUGCCCGAGGUCCCGGAGCUGCCCCCGGGGCUGCCCCCGGAGCCUGAGCUGCUGUCGCCGGAGGCCGUGUACAGGGCAGUGGCCCAGGAGCUGCAGGCCAACAGGGAGGCCGACUUCGGCAGCCUGGUGUCCCCCGUCAGCCCUCGCCGGAUGGCCGCCCGGGUCUUCUACCUGCUCCUGGUGCUUGCAGCGCAACAGAUCCUCCGCCUGGAACAAGAGAAGCCGUACGGGCGCAUCCUGAUCCUGCAGGGGCCCCGAUUCCACCGCGGUUAGCCCUCACAGAGCUGCCCGGGAGCUGGCUCCAUUAAACCCCGUCUUGCCUGCCUCGAUUCCGAACACGUAUCUCUAUGCUUCCGAC